Molecule: messenger RNA, 1014 nt
Organism: Rubroshorea leprosula
Lineage: Eukaryota; Viridiplantae; Streptophyta; Magnoliopsida; Malvales; Dipterocarpaceae
Source: the annotation of a GenBank genome assembly
ACUUCCUGUUUACGUAAUUCUAACCGUUGUUCAGUUGCUAUUUGAUGAAUGGUGCUACUCUUUUUUAGUAUUAAAAAGUUAUUUCCUCUUAUAAAUUCAACUUUUAUUUUUUGAAUUUUAACCGGUGUUCAGUAACUGCCAUCUAAUCUGACUUCUCUCCGCUUUCUUUCCCAUUUUCCUCUAAAAAUUCAUUGCCAUAAAAAGCUUUUUCUGCAACAAAAUUUGAGUGUCCCUUCCAAAAACAAAAAAACCUUUGAUUAAAAUAGAAUGGGUAACUCCAAGAGGACUGAGGCUUUUUCUACCCAUCAAAUCACACAUACUGUCAUGGUCUAAGUUGCAAUGCCUCUACCAAUGGAAGUACAUAGUGUUUGUUUGCCUCCCAAAACAACCACUUUCCAGAAACUUAAGCACAGGGUUUCUGAGAUCCUUUUCCCUGAUGCUCCUCUCCACAGAUUCAAAAACCAAACUUGGUGCAGAAAACUGCUUCUGGGUCUUCAGUUUUUCUUCCCUAUAAUCCAGUGGGGGCCUGAGUACAAUCUCAGGCUCUUCAGGUCUGAUAUCAUCUCUGGUCUCACCAUUGCUAGCCUUGCCAUCCCACAGGGAAUCAGUUAUGCAAAGCUUGCAAAUUUGGCACCAAUACUAGGACUAUAUUCGAGUUUCGUUCCUCCGUUGAUUUAUUCUCUCCUGGGGAGUUCUAGGCAUGUUGCUGUUGGUCCGGUGUCUAUAGCAUCUUUGAUAAUGGGAACAAUGCUUAGUGAAAGUGUUUCCGGUGUUGAAGACCCAAUUCUCUACCUUAAAUUGGCCUUAACUGCUACUUUCUUUGCCGGUUUGUUUCAGGCAUCUCUGGGUCUACUAAGGUAGAUGUAGUUCUUCAAAACAUUUAGUGAAACCUCAUUUGCAUAAGAUUAGAAGAAUUUCUAAAUGAAUUGGAGGAAAAGAUCAAAACCCUCUACCAUUUUUCUUUAACGCAGCUCACUCGCAUGCCUAUAACUUGAAUAUAGGAUCUAUUGCUCC